GACUUUGUUGAAUAAAAAUCGAAACCGUUUGGUUUGUGCAAGUUGCGACUUGUUUUGGGUUUGGUGGAUUCCAAACUUGCUGAGCUUGUGUAUCGAUUGAAUAGUCACUUCAAUCGUGGUCGAGCAACUACCCUUUUAUACCAAUCGAGCUAUCCCCAGGUGUGGAUUUGUCCUUUUGGUUCCGUUUUAUCCAAGUUCGUAUUAAGAACGCAUUGUUCUUGAUUCGAGCUCAAUCGAUUCCUCGAUUGAGUCGUUAGCUGCGUGACUUUGAUAAACAUACACCCCCCAGGGGCGUAUUAUUUUCUAUGCAAAAGUGAUUGAGACUUUACUUUGGGUGUGAUUUAGAUGUAGAAAUGUAAGUUAGAACCUUUCAUUUUAGGCGAUUCUAAUAAUUUUACCCGGUUAAAACCAAACCACCAUCAUUUUUUCGGUUAUCUCGGUUAACCGACCAACUAACCGAUAACCGACCGGUCGGUGUUCGAUAGGGGGAGAUGGUGGUUCGGUUAACCGGUAACCGACCAAUCGGUUAUCGGUUAUAACCGAACCGAACCGAACCGAAUCCACCCCUAGCCGUAGCUUGUCUUCCAAGGACGGAGCCAGCUUGCUGGGCUCCCCCUAAGAUGUUAUAUAAGGUAUAAUACCGAGUAUGUUGCAAAAUUUGCAACUAGCACAACUGGUUGGAAUGUUUGUUGUUGUCACCUUAUAUUGCCAUUGGCCGGGGUUCGAAGCAUGGAGAAGGUAAGUUUUUAUUUGGCUAAAUUGCAAGUUUGGUCACUCGAAUUGCUACAAAAUUUCACGUUUGGCCACUCGAAUUCGUUUAUUCCAUUCGUAGUCACUUAAAUUAGUUGAAUAGUCCAAGUUCGGUCACUCUCCGUUAACUUCCGUCAGACUCUGUUAGUGUCGUCAGUUAACUUCUGACGUGGCUAACAGAGAUGCCUAGUCACCCAAUUUUAAUCCAAGAAAAAAUAGAAAUUGACCCGCCACGUCAGAAAAACAUGCCACCUCAUAUAAACACAACCCAACCCACCCAACCUAAAAAACCAUUAACCCACCCAGAAAUCGAACCCGUGACCCAUUCACCCUUCUUCUUCUUCCUCUAUACCCUGCUUCCGCCGCCGCCGGGGAACCAAAAAAGCCGGUUCUUCGCCAUGGUCCAACAGAGGAAUUCCCCAAGAAAGACGUGGAGCCGAGCAGGUGGUUGGAAAUUAAUGGUCCAACGUCUUCCAUGGUCCAACGUCUUCCAAAAGCCGGUUCUUCGCCAUGGUCCAACGUCUUCCAUCACAACAAUCACCCCCCUCAACGCCAUCCCGAAACUCGCCCCACUCCUCAUCUCCAUGUCGUCACAAUUACAAAUACCAAACUCCACGAAAUGGAAGAGGAUUAAUCAACUGCAAGGCCGUCCCUGGAGAGUCGAAGACUCCGACGUCCGAGAGGUCGUGUUGUACAGGGCGGGACUAGUGACGGCAGCUACGUCGUUCGUGGCUGCUACAUCGACGGCGUUUCUGUCGGGCGAUUCUUCUCUGUUGAGCUCAGCAAUCGAACAAAACCUCGACGUUUUUUACAGCGUGGGAGCUGGUAGGCUGGGAAGCAGGGUAUAGAGGAAGAAGAAGAAGAGUGGAUGGGUCACGGGUUCGCUUUCUGGGUGGGUUAAUGGUUUUUUUUUAGGUUGGGUUAUGUUUAUAUGAGGCGACAUGUUUUUCUGACGUGGCGGGUCAAUUUCUGUUUUUUCUUGGGUUAAAAUUGGAUGACUAGGCAUCUCUGUUAGCCACGUCAGCAUUUAACUGACGGGACUAACGGAGUCUGACGGAGGUUAACGGAGAGUGACCGAACUUGGACUAUUCAACUAAUUUAAGUGACUACGAAUAGAAUAAACGAAUUCGAGUGACCAAACGUGAAAUUUUGUUGCAAUUCGAGUGACCAAACUUGCAAUUUAGCCGUUUUUAUUUACUCCUUUUCUGAUUUCAAGUUCACUUACUCCUUACAUCUCUUACAUCUUUCAUAGUUAUUCAAUACUUCAAUUUUACUUUUUAAAUUGGAUUAUUGGUAAAAUAUGUCCAUCUAUUAUGUCAUUUUAUCAAACAUGCAUUUUUACUAUUUUUUACAUCAAACAUGUCUUUAUACUUUAGAAAAUUUAUCAAACAUGCCCUUAUGUUAAAAUUUUCAUUCAAAAAUCGUGAACCACGACCGAAUUUUGGUUUGGGGGACACAAAUGUCUAAAAUAUCUCUAAUAAUUUUACUUUAGAAUUUUUUGGUCCUUUUGAAUAGCCAAAUAAUUCUAAUAAUUUCACUAUGAUGAGACCCAAAUAAAUAAAACAGGGGACAAAACUGAUGUAAAAAAUAAUAGAGGGGCAUGUUUGAUAAAACCACAUAAUAAAGGGCAUAUUAUACAUAUAACCCUUUUAAAUUUUGCAAAGAAACCACUCAUCAUUAUGGUAAUCUUAAUUACAUUUGAUGCAAGAAAUAUAGCAAGAAAACUCCCUAACCAUUCAUUGUAGUAACCUUAAUAAUUACAUUUGAAUGUGAUGCAAGAAAAUGUUUGAUCUAAUCCAUAAAUUAUAUAAUUUUUCUUAAUUUUUUGAAGUUAAAUCGUCGUUAUUAGAAAAAAAAAAGUAAUUGUGUUAUAGUGUUUUUCAAGAUUCUAAUGAAUAUUUUCUUCAUGAAUUUACAGAAUGUUGUGCUAAAUUGAUUUCAAUUUUUGAUUUCAUUGCAUGUCCUUGUGACAAUAAUUGUUUUGAUUGCAAUAAAAGGUGGUAUCUUAUCCAUGAAUUAUUAAUCGCCUAUUUGUUUCGUAGUGAAAUCAUCGAUUAUUUGUGUAAAUCUACGAAAAAAAUUCAUCAACUUAAUUUUGUUCUUCAUUAUGUCAUUAAAAAAAAAAAAUUUAUCGGCCCCCCCUAAUUUCAAAUCCUGGCUCCGUCCCUGUUGUCUUCUAUUUUGAUCGACAAAAAAUAGAGAGAGAAUGGUUUUGUCUCUUGGCGGAGAGAUAAGGAUAAGGUGGGUGAGUUUUGUAAGGUUGAGAUUUUUCCUAUUUUCCCCCGAGGCAACUAACGUGUAAGCUGGCGGAGAGGGUUAGAUUAUCGAGUGUAAGCUAGCAAUGUUUAUUCAUGUAAGAUAGUUUAUUUUAUUAUACUUUCAUUCCGUGGGAAACCAAAAGAAUUGGAUAGAUUAUACAUGCACUGCACCCAUGGUUUCAGAUGGUAAAAUAUAAAAAUAAUAUUAAGUUUAGUUAUCCAAUCCUAUAUUGAAUCUAACUAUUUUUGAAAAAAAACACAACUCAUCCCCAAUUAUUUUUUAUCAAAGAAUAAAAAGAAUUUACAAUAAAUAAUUUUAUGUCAC
This is a messenger RNA of Linum trigynum, 3333 nucleotides long. The record is from the annotation of a GenBank genome assembly. Lineage: Eukaryota; Viridiplantae; Streptophyta; Magnoliopsida; Malpighiales; Linaceae.